AUGAUCGGCGAUCUUUUCGAGACUGCAAUGUCAACAUUGGAGUACGAAACUUCUCCAAUCAGAAGCAGGCUCUCAAGUAUAGCUGGAUCUAUCGCGUUGGCCUGUUGGCUUGUGUUGAUAAUUCCUCAACUUAUCGAAAUGUUUCGCGUUAGAGAUGUGGAGGGAAUAUCACCAUUAUUUCUUCUUUCGUGGGCAAUCGGUGACAUUGCUAAUGUUACAGGCGCCUUGUGGGCGGGUUUGCUUCCUGAGGUCAUAAUAACUGCACUGUGGUUUUUGUUUGCCGACAUAGCUACUUUGGGAUGUUAUUUCUACUUGCUUCUCACAUAUCGGCGGAGUAAAAAACACGCUGUUGAUGCUAUAGAAGCGGCAGAAGCGGGCGAAAGGCAGCCUUUAGUUGCAGAUUUAGGUGCAGACGAAGCUGUGGAACCCUCAACAGAUGAUAAUUAUGUUGAGGAGGCGCAAAAUGAGUCAUUGCAUGCCCAGCAAAGCCGGAAAAGCGUCCGGAGUAAGGCUUCACUUAGAAGAAGAUACUCAUCCACUGUCGAUGAUAUCGUGAUGGAGCCAGAGAGGCACUCUUUGUUUGUGAGGUACGGACUGCCAAUUUUGUUUGUUGUUUGUGCCGGAACUGUGGGUUCAUUCUGUUCUCCAAAUGGUGGUGGACAAAGUUCAAAAAAGCCAAGUAACGACAGCUCGAUCGGGCCUCAGAUCUGCGGCUAUAUCUCAGCAUUCAUGUAUUUGACAUCAAGAAUUCCACAGAUCAUCAAAAACUACCAGAAUAAGUCGUGCAAGGGGUUGAGUCUCUUAUUCUUCCUGCUCUCUACACUUGCAAAUUUGUGCUAUGGCUUGCAAAUCUUGAUCUACAGAAGUGACUGGGAGUACAUAUGGCUUAAUUCGAGUUGGAUUCUUGGAUCCGUCGGCACGAUAUUCGAGGAUUGCAUUAUCUACUUGCAGUUUUAUCUUUACAACAGGGAUGUGGAUGAGACUGCUGUAUUGUGA
Brettanomyces bruxellensis is the source of this 996-nucleotide messenger RNA. RefSeq lists its product as uncharacterized. Gene Ontology annotation, biological process: basic amino acid transmembrane export from vacuole. NCBI's taxonomy places the organism in Eukaryota, Fungi, Ascomycota, Pichiomycetes, Pichiales, Pichiaceae. The transcript has a single exon. The coding region runs from base 1 to 996 and encodes 331 amino acids. The record is from RefSeq and is a predicted model, not a curated record. Gene Ontology annotation, cellular component: fungal-type vacuole membrane.